CUCAGAUUCACUUUCUGAAUCAAAGUGUUCUCCAGCUCAGACUGACAGUUUGAAUCAUUGCCUGAUCCUCCUCCUCUCAGACAGGAGGAAGAGGAGGAGGAGGUCUGUGCUGCUUUUCACUCUCAGAUUCAACACCGCAAAGAAACAAAGCAGAAGUCCAACAGGAUCCAGGGAAGGAUUUAUUCCAGUGCAGCUGAUCUGUGCUGCGAGGAGACAACCUCUGGAAGCAGCUGAUGUCUUCCUGAGAGGAUGAAAACGUGACUUCAGAGGUUCUCUUCCCAGAAGCAACCGGCAGCUGAUUAAAGACAAGUUUGGUUUCAUCAAAACUGAAGUCUGGGGCAGCAGUGAGAGACGUUUACCUGAAGACGGAGAAGAUGAAGUUUGGAAGCAGCCUCUGCAUCCUGAAUGUUGGCGGGCGCAGGUUUUCCUUCCCCGCGGAGCUGAUGAAGCGCCUCCCACUCAGCAGACUCAGCCGGCUCCAUCGCUGCGUAUCGGAGAGCGAGCUGCUGGAGCUCUGCGACGACUACGACCGUGACAGAAACGAGUUCUUCUUCGACCGCCACUCUGAGGCCUUCAGCUUCAUCAUGCUGUACGUGCAGCACGGGAAGCUGCGCUUCGUACCGCACAUGUGCGAACUGUCCUUCUACAACGAGAUGCUGUACUGGGGUCUGGAGAGCUCCGACCUGCAGCCGUGCUGCCAGCGCCGCCUCGACGAUCGCAUGUCCGACUGCUUCAUCCACUUCUUCCCUGAGGAAGAGCCCUGUGGCCCCAAGGAGCCCCAGAGUCGAUGGCUGGAGAGGAUGAGGAGAACAUUUGAGGAGCCCACGUCCUCGCUGGUGGCACAGAUCCUGGCCUCCGUUUCUGUGCUGUUUGUGGUCAUCUCCAUAGUGAUGCUGUGUGCCAGCACCUUACCUGACUGGAAGGCCGCAGAGACCCUGGACCAGCACAGGAUCAUCGAAGCGGUUUGUAUUGGUUGGUUCACCACCGAGUGUCUCAUCCGUUUCCUUGUGUCUCAGGAUAAAUGUGAGUUUGUCCGUCGACCUCUGAACAUCAUCGACCUGCUGGCCAUCAUGCCGUACUACGUCUCGGUUACGGUAACGUUCCUGACGGGGGAAAACUCACAGCUGCAGCGGGCCGGCGUCACACUUCGUGUCCUGCGAAUGAUGCGAAUCUUCUGGGUCAUCAAGCUGGCGCGCCACUUCCUGGGCCUGCAGACUCUCGGUCUGACGCUGCGGCGCUGCUACCGUGAGAUGGUGAUGCUUCUUGUCUUCAUUUGUGUUGCCAUGGCAAUCUUCAGUGCACUGGCACAGCUGCUGGAGCACGGCUUGGACCUGGAGACUGGAAACCAGGACUAUGCAAGCAUCCCUGCCGCCUGCUGGUGGGUCAUCAUCUCCAUGACGACGGUGGGAUACGGAGACAUGUAUCCGAUUACGGUGGCAGGCCGAGUGCUGGGUGGCCUCUGUGUGGUAAGCGGCAUCGUGCUCCUGGCGCUGCCCAUCACCUUUAUCUACCACAGCUUCAUCCAGUGCUACCAUGAGCUGAAGGUACGGUCGGCCCGCUGCAACCGCAGUCUGUCAGCAGAACUUAUCAACUGAGCCGGUGUCACUCCUGAUGAGGUGGAGGCGCUCCACUGCCUCCUCCUCAGCCUUUUCCACCAGCUGGCCACCAAUCUGACCACAGCAACCAAACACAAACUUAGAUUAUAUUAACUUCUGAACCAUCAAAGUUCUCUUCAAGAAGUAUUGCUGGAGAUGUGUUCCAAUCACAAGGGGAAUCACACUCCUCAGCCUCCCUGGUAAGGUCUAUUCAGUACUCCUGGAGAGGAGGAGAGUCUGUUGGAUAGUCUAAGCUCAGACUGAGAAUGAGCAGUGUGGUUUUCGACCCGGCCAUGAACCAUGGACCAGCUGGAUGCCCUCUGCAGGGUCUUGGAGUGGGCAUGGGGGUUUUCCCCACCAGUCUACAUGUGCUUCGUGGACCUGGAGAGGGUGUUCAGCUGUGUUUCUUAGAGGAAUACUGCAGAGAAUGCCCCAAAAGUAUGGAGUACCGGACCUCCUUGUAUGAGCUGUUCGGUUCCUGUACGACCAGUGUCAGGGCUUUGUCCGCAUUGCUGGCUAUCAAGUCAGUUGGAUUUGUUUCCAGUGAGGGGUCGACUCUGUUCAUAAACUUUGUGGACAGAUUUCUAGAUGCAGCUGAGGUGUUGAGGAAAUUUGGUAAAGUGGUCUCAGGAUUGGGUCUCUGCCUUUUGCUGAUGAUGUGGUUAUUUUGGCACCUCCAAAUCUGAGACCAUGUUCCUCAGCUGGAAAUAGCUGGAGUGUCCAUGAGAUCCUAUCCCAAGUGGAGGAGUUCA
Molecule: messenger RNA, 2347 nt
Organism: Melanotaenia boesemani (Boeseman's rainbowfish)
Lineage: Eukaryota; Metazoa; Chordata; Actinopteri; Atheriniformes; Melanotaeniidae
Product: potassium voltage-gated channel subfamily G member 3-like
Exons: 4
Coding region: 375-1595 (406 amino acids)
Biological process (GO): protein homooligomerization; potassium ion transmembrane transport
Cellular component (GO): voltage-gated potassium channel complex; membrane
Molecular function (GO): delayed rectifier potassium channel activity
Source: RefSeq, a predicted model, not a curated record